This is a messenger RNA of Talaromyces marneffei, 2193 nucleotides long. RefSeq lists its product as uncharacterized. Gene Ontology annotation, molecular function: 6-phosphofructo-2-kinase activity; ATP binding. Gene Ontology annotation, biological process: fructose 2,6-bisphosphate metabolic process; fructose metabolic process. Bases 1 to 2193 code for a protein of 730 amino acids. The transcript has 2 exons. The record is from RefSeq and is a predicted model, not a curated record. Lineage: Eukaryota; Fungi; Ascomycota; Eurotiomycetes; Eurotiales; Trichocomaceae. Gene Ontology annotation, cellular component: cytosol.
AUGGACGUUACUUCCUCGUCGCCGCCACCAACCCCUCCAUCCCCCCAUCAAACUCCGCCGUCGCCGUCGCCGUCGCAAACCUCACAGCCGUCGUCGUCUUCCUCGUCGCCCACAUCUAGCUGCCCCCUCAAGCCGAAUAUUGCAAAGAGAAUAUCUCCAACCGGGAUACCCAGCGACAUACCAACCAGCAUCCCGCGCUCUACUUAUAAUCCCCCCAAAACCGUGAUCGGACGCGCGCUAGGGAACGAGCUGCAUACGGAAGCCCACAAGCCUGUGCAAUUGACCUCUCAGCGCCGCCUGUCCAAGGACGGAGUCGGGAUGGCCCUGUCUGACACUCCGAUUUCUACCGCGCCGAGUUCUCCGCAGAUACGCGCGCAAUUACAAACACCCACCUCGUCCACCGCCACAACUCCCAAACCCCGCGCCACAACCCUCGACAUCCCAGGCCUCACCCGAUCCAAAGUCUCGCCCGAUGGACGCAUUCCUGAACGCGAUCUCGGUUCCAAGCUGAUUAUUGUCAUGGUCGGCUUGCCGGCUCGAGGCAAAAGUUACAUCACAAAGAAGCUGGCCCGGUACUUGAAUUGGCUGCAACAUGACACGCGCAUCUUCAAUGUUGGAGAGCGACGGCGCAUCGUAGCUGGCACGGGUGGUCAGGACCCGUCAAUGAUGCACGUCAGGGCUAGGACGACUAGCUCGAUUGAUCAACAACUCGUCGAAUCUGUGCGUCGGAUGAGUGUGACUGCAGUCACGUUUGCCGCGUCGCCUCCUUCGCUGCCUGAAAAGGCUGAUGCACCCCCACCGCCGCCUCUGUCGAUUUCACCGCCUGCUGAAAUCCUGGUCAAUGGUCAACCCGUCGACGCUCCGGGACCAACGCUGCUGUCACCAAGAGAGAGCUUGGCUGUCGAUGCAAAUGUUGAACCGAAGCGCGAAUCUAUCGACCAGUCUGCCGCUUUCUUCGACCCUCGAAACCGCGAAGCAGUCCAACUCCGCGAACAGGUUGCGCUGGCCACAUUGGAUGAAUUGCUGGAUUAUAUUCUUGAUCAGGGUGGUAGUAUCGGUAUUCUGGAUGCAACAAACAGCACACUUGAGCGUCGCAAGACGAUCAUGGACCACAUCCGUCGACGAGCCGGUCCGGAGUUGGGCGUGCUAUUCCUUGAAAGCCGCUGUGUCGAUCCUGUGUUGCUGGAAUCGAAUAUGCGACUGAAACUGUCUGGCCCAGAUUACCGAACUCAGGAUCCCAGCAAAGCGCUCGAAGACUUCAGGAAGCGAGUGGCUCUCUACGAAAAAUCCUACGUCCCUCUGGGCGAAUACGAAGAACUAAACGACAUGCCAUACGUACAAAUGAUAGACGUCGGCCGAAAAAUCGUCGCACACCAAACAAACGGUUUCUUAUCCUCACAAGUUGUUUACUACUUACUUAAUUUCAACCUUUCCCCCCGCCAAAUCUGGAUCACCCGCCACGGCGAAAGUAUCGACAACCAACUAGGCCGUAUCGGCGGCGACUCGGAGCUGAGUGAAAACGGCCACAAAUACGGCAAAGCACUCGCCAAAUUCAUCGACUACCAACGUCAGAAAUGGGAAGCAUAUCAAACGCAGAAAGCCAUGACCAGCCAUUUCCCACCUCACCCUGGUGACAGUACACCACCAAACCCAUCGUACGGAACACAGAGCACUAAACUGCGCAAUUUCUGUGUAUGGUCUUCAAUGAUGAAACGCGCUAUUCAGACUACAUCGUAUUUCAACGACGACGAUUACGAUAUUAAGCAGAUGCGAAUGUUGGACGAAUUAUAUGCCGGCAAGAUGGAAGGUCUGACAUACGAGGAAAUAAAAACCCAGUACCCAGAGGAAUACGAAAGUCGUCGGAAACAGAAACUUCAAUAUCGAUACCCCGGUCCAGGUGGAGAAGGGUAUCUGGACGUCAUCAAUCGUCUGCGAACAGUCAUAGUCGAAGUCGAGCGCACAACCGACCAUGUUCUACUGGUUACGCACCGCUCCGUCGCACGUGUCUUGCUCGCAUACUUUUUAGGGUUGGAUAGGGAUCACGUCGCCGGUCUCGAUGUCCCACUGGGUGUAUUGUAUAUGCUAGAACCCAAACCAUAUGGCGUUGAUUUCAAGGUGUAUAAAUACAACCCUGAGACGGAGUGGUUUGAUUACAUGCCUGAUUUUGAGUUGCAUCAGGCUCGAACUAUCUAA